Molecule: messenger RNA, 1368 nt
Organism: Elephantulus edwardii (Cape elephant shrew)
Lineage: Eukaryota; Metazoa; Chordata; Mammalia; Macroscelidea; Macroscelididae
Gene: CSNK1G3
Product: casein kinase 1, gamma 3
Exons: 13
Biological process (GO): peptidyl-serine phosphorylation; signal transduction; endocytosis
Cellular component (GO): cytoplasm; nucleus; plasma membrane
Molecular function (GO): protein serine/threonine kinase activity; ATP binding
Source: RefSeq, a predicted model, not a curated record
AUGGAUAAUAAAAAGAAAGACAAGGACAAAUCAGAUGAUAGAAUGGCACGGCCAAGUGGUCGAUCAGGACAUAGUACACGAGGAACUGGAUCUUCAUCCUCUGGAGUUUUGAUGGUUGGACCUAACUUUAGAGUUGGAAAAAAAAUUGGUUGUGGCAAUUUUGGAGAAUUACGAUUAGGGAAAAAUUUAUACACAAAUGAAUAGAUGGCAAUUAAGCUGGAACCCAUGAAAUCCAGAGCACCACAGCUACAUUUGGAAUACAGAUUCUACAGACAAUUAGGAACUGAAGAUGGUAUACCUCAAGUUUACUAUUUUGGCCCUUGUGGUAAAUACAAUGCUAUGGUGCUAGAACUACUGGGACCUAGUUUGGAAGACUUAUUUGAUUUGUGUGACAGAACAUUUUCUCUUAAAACGGUUCUCAUGAUAGCUAUACAACUGAUUUCCCGUAUGGAAUAUGUCCAUUCAAAGAACUUGAUAUACAGAGAUGUAAAGCCUGAGAACUUCUUAAUAGGACGACCAGGGAACAAAACGCAGCAAGUUAUUCAUAUUAUAGAUUUUGGUUUGGCAAAAGAAUAUAUUGAUCCAGAGACGAAGAAACAUAUACCAUACAGAGAACACAAGAGUCUUACAGGAACAGCUAGAUAUAUGAGCAUAAACACACAUUUAGGAAAAGAACAAAGUAGAAGAGAUGAUUUAGAAGCUUUAGGUCAUAUGUUCAUGUAUUUUCUGAGAGGCAGUCUUCCUUGGCAAGGUUUAAAGGCUGACACAUUGAAAGAAAGGUAUCAGAAGAUUGGCGAUACAAAACGAGCCACACCAAUAGAAGUAUUAUGUGAAAAUUUUCCAGAAAUGGCGACAUAUCUUCGUUAUGUAAGAAGGCUAGAUUUCUUUGAAAAACCAGAUUAUGACUACCUAAGAAAGCUUUUUACUGACUUGUUUGAUCGAAAAGGAUAUAUGUUUGAUUAUGAAUAUGACUGGAUUGGUAAACAGUUGCCUACUCCAGUGGGUGCAGUUCAGCAAGAUCCAGCUCUAUCAUCAAACAGAGAAGCACAUCAGCACAGAGAUAAGAUGCAGCAAUCCAAAAAUCAGUCGGCAGACCACAGGGCAGCUUGGGACUCCCAGCAGGCAAAUCCCCACCAUUUGAGAGCUCACCUUGCAGCAGACAGACAUGGUGGCUCGGUACAGGUUGUAAGUUCUACAAAUGGAGAAUUAAACACAGAUGACCCUACUGCAGGACGUUCAAAUGCACCCAUCACGGCCCCUACAGAAGUGGAAGUGUUGGAUGAAACUAACUGCCAGAAAGUGUUGAACAUGUGGUGCUGCUGUUUUUUCAAACGAAGGAAAAGGAAAACUAUUCAGCGUCACAAAUAA